This is a messenger RNA of Photinus pyralis (common eastern firefly), 2623 nucleotides long. RefSeq names its product cytoplasmic polyadenylation element-binding protein 1 (gene orb). Gene Ontology annotation, cellular component: nucleus; neuron projection; synapse. Bases 247 to 1923 code for a protein of 558 amino acids. NCBI's taxonomy places the organism in Eukaryota, Metazoa, Arthropoda, Insecta, Coleoptera, Lampyridae. The record is from RefSeq and is a predicted model, not a curated record. Gene Ontology annotation, biological process: negative regulation of cytoplasmic translation. The transcript is spliced from 11 exons. Gene Ontology annotation, molecular function: ribosome binding; mRNA 3'-UTR binding; mRNA regulatory element binding translation repressor activity.
AACAUCCAAUAAAAUUACGAGUAACCCCUACCCAGAUUUUUAUUUCGUAGAAUUCGCGAUUCCUCACGCUUUUCAACAGAAGAAGCGAGAAAUUCGAAGAAACGGAUCGUUUUUCGUGUUACACGUGCGUGCCGUUUUAUAAUGUAAGAAUUUACGAAAAAUUGUGAACGUCCGUGAUUUUUAACUGUGUGUUUAGUUUUUAUUCAAAAAACGAUUUAUAUUUUUUAUUGCAUACGUUAUAAAACAAUGGCAGUGGCUAAUAAGAGACUAUCAGUGUCCGUUACCGAAGCGUUACCUCCAAGAGAAGUUGCUGAUAUCUUACAAAAGCACUCUAUAAAUUCGUUAAUUCGACAACCAGAACUCCUGAAUGAAAUUAAUUUGGAGGAAACCAUGUCCAUUACGGAUUUACUUGGAUUAAAUACGCCGAGAGGUUUAUUGGGAAGUUCUUUUGGCGGCGGUCCUUCUGGAUUGUACUCCCCAACAACCACAAAUAACUUACAGCACUUAAACUUUGACAACAACAAAUUGAACGCACCAUUAAAUGGUUAUAUCCCAAACUCAUCAGCAAUGAAGAACCUACCAAGUAACUUGUCCCUAAAUGCUUCGGGUCUUUCCUCACCCCAGUCACAUUUAAAUGGGCGUACUAUUCGGAGCUCUUCAUUGAGUGACAGUAGUAGCAACGCUAGUCCGAUUGUCAGCGAACACUCAUCCAUUGGAAACUUUGGAUCACAUGCUGAGAUGUCCGAUCGUGAAAGUGCCAUAUCAACACCCGACAGCCUCACCGAUAUAUUUAAUUCCAUAAAUCUUAACGGUGAUGCUAUACCACGUAACUGCUUCAAUAACACCAACUUUUUGGGGGAAUUGGAUUUGGUUAAUUUACAAAACCUACAAACUCUUCACACUCUUAACAAGUACUUGCAGCAGCCGCCAUCAGUGCUUAACUCACUGCUGCAUCCCGCCUGUUCGUCUACUAAUGCUUCUCAAGUACUUGAUAAGUUUGCCAACAACACCUUGAAUUUAAUGAAUUUGGCCAGCCACGUGCAAGACAUACAGUUGGAUAGAGUGGCACGAUACCAUCGUUCGGCAGCUUCCGUAUAUGAUGCAACGUGCACAUGGAGUGGUGUACUGCCAGUACGUUCAUCAAAACCGAUAGGUUACUCCAGCAAAGUGUUCUUGGGAGGAGUACCGUGGGAUAUUUCGGAACAGUUACUUCUGCAAACAUUCAAACAGUUUGGAAAUAUUAGUGUUGAAUGGCCCGGCAAAGACAAGCAAGCAAUUCAACCUAAGGGAUACGUGUAUAUAAUUUUUGAGGCUGAAAAAAAUGUUAGAGCUCUGCUCCAAGCGUGCACUAAUGAUACUGCCAAUUCUGGUAAUUGGUACUUUAAAAUCUCAUCGAAAAGGAUGAAGUCAAAGGAGGUACAAGUUAUUCCUUGGAUUCUGAAUGAUUCCAAUUUUACAAAAUCUACUUCUCAGAAGUUAGAUCCUAGUAAGACUGUAUUUGUUGGUGCUUUACAUGGUAUGUUAAAUGCAGAAGGAUUGGCAAAGGUCAUGAAUGAUCUGUUUGAUGGUGUCAUAUAUGCCGGCAUCGACACUGAUAAAUACAAAUACCCAAUUGGUUCCGGCCGUGUGACUUUCAAUAAUCCACGUUCCUACAUGCGUGCUGUGUCCGCUGCAUUUAUUGAAAUUAAGACUGAUAAGUUUACAAAAAAGGUGCAAGUGGAUCCAUACCUUGAAGAUUCAUUGUGCUAUGUGUGUGCCAUACAUCAAGGGCCCUACUUUUGCAGGGAAAUGUCGUGUUUCCGUUAUUACUGCAGAAUGUGCUGGCAGCUACAACAUAGCGGUGAUCAAAGGAGUCAUAAGCCACUUAUGCGAAACUCCAAAAACAAUUCAAUUGUGGGACUGGGUAAUGGAUCACUUAACUGAGCAAGUACGUUUUUUUGUGUUUGAACUGAAAGACUUUUGCACUUUAUGUGCAAAUUAAUUUUAAGCGUUUAUGCAAUUUUAGCAUAACAUAUUAUUAGGUAACAACUACAAGAGGUAAUCCUGUUGUUAUCCGAUUUGCCAUAUUUUCUAAUAGAAAUAAGGAAGGUAGUGGUUAUAAUAGUUUAUAUAGUUACCUUUAAAAUGUAAAAUUUUAACCGAACUGCAAGUUACAAAUUUCUAUCUUCUAAUCCUUACGCUACAAAACUUGAAGGAAUAUUUACGAAAGCUGGAUUUUAAUGGCGAUAGUGAUUAACAUAGUGUUAAAAUAAAUUCUUAGGAAUUUUAAAAUUGAUAGAAAUUCUAUAUUUUAGUCAUAACGAAGUUUUUAAUAAAGUUUAUAGCUCACUAAAGUUCAUACUUUUAAGUAGCGAUGUUAUUUUUACAUAUAAUAAUUGUUUACAUGUGGGAAGUAUAAUACUGGGGUUUAUAAUUUUUUUGAUAUGUAUUUAUUUUAUAAGUCUAGCUACUUACAGUUAUACUGUAUUUAUCACUAAUCAUGGAUUGAUGUUGGUGACGAUUUGGCAAAGUUCCGGUUGCGAUUAUGGUGUUAAAUUAUUUUGUAGAAAAUUUGAAGUAAUAUCUAUUAUUUAUGGUUCCAUUUUUCUACCGUAUAUAAGUAAAUAGAAAAAAAUUAAUUAAU